This is a messenger RNA of Apis dorsata (giant honeybee), 3348 nucleotides long. RefSeq names its product aminopeptidase Ey (gene superdeath). Gene Ontology annotation, cellular component: cytoplasm. Gene Ontology annotation, biological process: proteolysis; peptide catabolic process. Gene Ontology annotation, molecular function: zinc ion binding; metalloaminopeptidase activity; peptide binding. The transcript has 15 exons. The coding region runs from base 403 to 3348 and encodes 981 amino acids. The record is from RefSeq and is a predicted model, not a curated record. NCBI's taxonomy places the organism in Eukaryota, Metazoa, Arthropoda, Insecta, Hymenoptera, Apidae.
UCACGAAAUUUCGAUUGAUUCGUAUAAAAUUGAAUGUCCAAAGGUAAAAUUCCAAAUAUAUCUCACUCCAAAAGAUCCUCUACUCCAAAAAGACUAUUACAAAAAGAACGUCUCAUCUCUAUCCACUUCCAUUCGUUUCUGCACUCGGUUGAUCAGGGCGAAAUUUUGAACGGCUCCUCUCGGUGGAAGGAAGCAACAGAGAGGAUUUUCCAUCGGCAUGGCAUCGGGAGAAGCCCGAGGGAGUUGCGCGCGCUUGUGCAACGAUUUUCCGCACCUCAAUCGGCGAGCGUACGUUCAGUCGGUGUGACGCGUUCGUGAACGGUGCGCGGCCACCACGCGCCUCUCAUCCGUUUGGCGUGGCUCGACGCGUGUUUAUCUCGAUUACACAGGUUUACACAUGAUAUGACCCAGUCCCGGGAGGUUUUGGCGAUGAUGGACGCGCACACAACAACGUUCGGACGUAAAAGAGGGUGCACAGUCUCCCCUUGCGGCGCUUUCCUUUUGGGCGCUGCCUUCCUCAUAUCCCUGGUUGUGACUGGACUAUUGGUUUACCAUCUCGCCCCAUGCCUCGAGGAGAAACUCGACAAAUCGUGCAGCGAUGUGCCCAUCUCGACAUCAGGCCGUGCUUUUCCCACUGACACGUUUGGAAAGAAAAAAUUGGACGUCAGAUUGCCGCGAUCCAUAGUCCCGGUCUCUUACGAGCUUAGGCUCAUACCGUUCAUACAAGUUGGCAACUUUACGUUCAAUGGCGAGGUGAAAAUCUUGGUAAACGUGACGGAGGACACGGACAAGGUGACGUUGCACGCAGUGGACAUGAACAUCGACGAAAGUUUUACGAAUAUAAAAUCUUAUUCGGCCGUGAAAUCUGGGGAGAAGGUGGUGAAAAUCGUGGAGCAGAGGAACGACACCGAGCGCCAGUUUUACGUGAUUAGAACGUCGGACACGUUGAAGAAGGGCGCGCAAUACAAUGUGAAUCUAAAGUUUGUCGGCCAUCUGAACGACUACUUGCAAGGCUUCUACAGGAGCUCGUACACGGUUGGAAGUGAAACGAGAUGGAUUGCGACGACUCAAUUCCAGCCAACGGAUGCGCGACGCGCGUUUCCGUGCUUCGACGAGCCGGCGCUGAAAGCAACGUUCAAGAUCAGCAUUGCGAGGCCCAAGAACAUGACAUCCAUCUCGAACAUGCCUCGAAUGGGAGAGCCCAUGCCAGUGCCCGGUUUACCGACAUACGUGUGGGACCAUUAUGAACCCUCUGUGCCAAUGUCCACUUACCUGGUCGCCUUCAUUGUUUCGGACUUCGAGAUGUUGAAAUCGGAAUCCGGGAAGUUUAGAGUCUGGGCACGAAGCGAGGCCGUCCAACAGGCACGGUACACUUUGGACAUUGGCCCGAAAAUACUUCGAUAUUACGAGGACUAUUUCAAAAUUAAAUUCCCCCUGCCCAAGAUGGACAGCGUUGCUCUCCCCGAUUUUUCGGCUGGAGCUAUGGAGAAUUGGGGCUUAAUCACUUGCAGAGAGACCGCUAUGCUGUAUCAAGAAGGUGUCUCGACUAGCAGCAAUCAGCAACGAGUGGCCACAGUCAUAGCACACGAACUUGCUCAUCAAUGGUUUGGUAACUUGGUAACUCCAAGUUGGUGGUCGGAUCUAUGGUUGAACGAAGGCUUUGCCAGUUACAUGGAAUACAUCGGUAUGAACGCGGUGGAACCAACGUGGAAAGUUUUGGAGCAAUUUGUCGUGCAUGAUCUGCAAAACGUGUUUGGUCUGGACGCAUUAGAAUCCUCGCAUCAGAUAUCGGUUAAAGUCGAACAUCCCGACGAAAUUAGCGAAAUUUUCGACAGAAUUUCUUACGAGAAAGGUGCUUCCAUAAUAAGAAUGAUGGAUCAUUUCCUCACUACCGAUGUGUUCAAGCAAGGUUUAACUAAUUAUUUGAAUGCAAAAGCUUAUCAGAGCGCCGAGCAAAACGAUCUUUGGGAUGCUCUUACGAAACAAGCGCACAAGGAUAAAGUCCUCGAUUCCGCGGUAACGAUAAAGGAAAUUAUGGAUACCUGGACCCUCCAAACUGGUUUUCCAGUGGUAACGGUUAUUCGAGAUUAUAAUAACGGUGCAGCGACGUUGACACAGGAACGUUUCAUGCUUCGUAACGGUACUAUGGUGACCACGUCCAACGUCGAGCCACUUUGGUGGAUACCUAUCACGUACACGACCGAAAGUCAAUUAGACUUCAAUACAACCCAACCUUCUCAGUGGAUGAAAGCGGAAAAAUCGAUCACGUUGACCAAUUUGAAUUGGAAUUCCUCGGAGUGGGUUAUCUUCAAUAUUCAAGAAACUGGAUACUACAGAGUGAACUACGACAAAACGAAUUGGCAACUGAUAAUCAAGCAAUUGAACAGGAAUUCGUUCGGCAAUAUUUCAACGAUCAAUCGCGCCCAAUUAAUAGACGACGCGCUCAAUUUGGCAAGAGCCGGAAAGUUAGACUACGCCACUGCGUUGAGCGUCACAUCGUAUUUAGCUCACGAGACUGAGUACUUACCAUGGAAGGCUGCUUUCACUGCCAUGCACUAUUUGGACAGCAUGUUGAUCAAGAUGCCGAGCUACGAUCAAUUUCGAGUAUACGUUUUGAAACUGCUUGACAACGUGUACAAACAAGUCGGUUUCACGGAUAACGUCGGUGAUCCCCAAUUGACAGUUUUCACCCGCAUCGACGUUCUAACAUGGGCAUGCAACUUUGGCCACGAGGAUUGCGUGCAAAACGCAGUGAAACAGUUUUACAAUUGGCGCUACACGCCCAGUCCAAAUGUGAAUAAUCCAAUAUCGCCAAAUUUGAAGAUGGUCGUCUAUUGUACGGCGAUUCGAUUCGGUGGACAAGUGGAAUGGGAUUUCGCUUGGCAAAGAUACUUGGAAACGAACGUCGGUUCCGAGAAGGAUUUGCUUCACCACGCGCUCGGCUGCACCAGAGAAACGUGGCUGUUGAGUCGUUACUUGGAUUGGACGAUCACGAACAAUUCAGGAAUUAGAAAACAAGAUGUCAGCCGUGUUCUUAAUUCCAUUGCCAGCAAUCCUGUUGGCCAACCGCUAGCUUUCAACUUCCUCAGAAAUAAAUGGGCGAGACUCCGAGAAUACUUCGGAACAUCGUUAUUAACCAUAAAUAACAUAGUGAAAUCAGCCACGAGAGGUAUCAAUACCAAAUAUGAUCUCAAAGAUCUAAUGGAAUUCACCAAAGAGCACAUAGGGGAGUUCGGAAGUGCCACAAGAUCGGUGCAACAAUCGAUAGAGCAAUCGGAAGCCAACAUACGAUGGGUGGAAGCCAAUCACGCUACAAUUCAAGAUUGGUUGAAGAGAUAUACCGCGUAG